AUGGCUACUAUUGAGAAGCUUCGGCCGGAGCAGCUUGAGAUGGCCACACACGAUGCUGGAGAAAGUAGCAACACGAUUCACGGUCGCGCCACGGCAGGUCGAGAGCACUCGCGCUCUUUCACGCAAGCACUUCGGAAAGACCCCAAGCUACUCUUCUGGAUCUUCGUCAUGAUCUGGACCUUGAUCACCCGAGGCUUCGAGAAUCAAUCUUCUGGGUCGGUCAUCAGCAUCGCGGCGUUCAAGCAAGAAUUCGGUCAAUCGGCAUUGAACGGCGGUGCCAACGGUGCCGCCAUCAUUGGCGCGUUCGCCGCCUCCUAUUUUGCCGAUAAGUUUGGCGUGAAGCCUGUCAUCCUCGCCUUCGCAGCGCUAAACAUGGUCUCGGUUGGCAUUGAAUUUGCAUCGAUCAGCAUCGGGAUGUACCUGGCUGGCAAGCUCUUGAACUUCAUUGCCAUCGGAGCGUUCCUAAACUUGUGCACUGCCUAUGUCGCAGACAUCGCUCCUCUUGCUAUCCGCUCAUCAUGCAUCGGCUUCUGCAACCUGGCACAGUGUAUUGGUCCCUUCAUCUCCGCCAUCAUGUCCAACUUUACAUCCACUUGGGCUUCUUCCUGGUCCUGGAAGGCUCUCAUCUGCGCACAAUGGGGUUUCUGCACCAUCGCCUUCAUUGCACUUUGGUUCCUACCAGAAUCGCCUGUUUACCUGAUCCGAGCCAACAAGGUCGAUUCUGCUAGGAAGUCAUUGCAGCGCCUGUACUCCGACUCUUCCGAUGCCGAAGGCCAUUUCGAGCUCAUCCAAGCCACUAUCGAAGAGGCUGAAGCUCAGAAGAAGGCGUCGUACGUUGAGUGCUUCCGUGGCACGAACCUCCGCCGCACGCUGAUCGCAAUCCUUGUCUUCCAAUCCGAAGCCUAUUCCGGGCUUGGGUUUAUUGGAAACUAUGGCGCUCUCAUGUAUCAGUAUCUUGGCAUCUCCGACUCGGAAUCCUUCAAGAUACAAAUCGGCGCGCAGAUCCUGUCGAUCUCUGGUGCGCUGACCGCCAUGAUCAUCGGCGACUUCUUUGGCCGUCGACCAAUGUACAUUACCGGCUGUGCUGCACUUGUCGUAUUGCUGAUCUGUAUGGGGAUCUCGGGCUCGAUCAACAACGUGGCGGCCGCAACAGCUUCUGUUGGCUUCUUGACUAUGUUCAACUUCGUCUAUAACGCGGGUGUCGGAUCGAUAGUCUACACGCUUGCUGGCGAAAUUCCGACUUCAGUCCUCCGACAAAAGACACUGGCCAUCGCUAUCUCCGCGUCAGCAGUAUCCAACACCUUCUGGUCGUUCGUCUCACCUUACAUCUACAACCCUGGUUACGGCGACCUCAAGGCCAAGAUCGGCUUCAUAUUCGGUGCUUGCAUGGUCUUCUUCCUCAUCACCGCCUACUUUUAUGUCCCGGAGACUCGCCGACGUACCUACGAAGAGCUGGAUGAGCUGUUCAUGAGCCAUGUAUCAGCACGCAAGUUCAAGAAGCACGUCACGGUUGCAGAGCAGCGUGCGUAUGAAGCAUACGACAUCGUCGAGGCGAAGGAGGGCAGAGGUGCGAGCAUUUGA
Recurvomyces mirabilis is the source of this 1581-nucleotide messenger RNA. RefSeq lists its product as uncharacterized. Gene Ontology annotation, biological process: transmembrane transport; carbohydrate transport. The record is from RefSeq and is a predicted model, not a curated record. Gene Ontology annotation, cellular component: membrane. NCBI's taxonomy places the organism in Eukaryota, Fungi, Ascomycota, Dothideomycetes, Mycosphaerellales, Teratosphaeriaceae. The coding region runs from base 1 to 1581 and encodes 526 amino acids. The transcript has 3 exons. Gene Ontology annotation, molecular function: carbohydrate:proton symporter activity.